AUGUCUGUCUGCCUCUGUCAGAACAAGCCCACUUCCUCUAGACAGACAUCUGAUCAGUCAAUACGUCACAGACAAAACCGUGGCAGCAGCUGUCAGGGGGCGACUGAUGUAGUUGUGUCUCAAAGUCGCGGCGUCCUUCUGUCCGCGGUGUGCUCCUCUAAUGCUGCGGUCAAGCGGCUGCUCUGUGUUCUGUUGUCCUCCCUGAGGGCAGUCGGAGCAGCCCUGACUGAUGGCUCAUCCAGUCUCUGGCAGCUCCAGCAGCGAGCAGGAGCGAGGAGGGGGCUUGGGGGAUGA
Molecule: messenger RNA, 294 nt
Organism: Knipowitschia caucasica
Lineage: Eukaryota; Metazoa; Chordata; Actinopteri; Gobiiformes; Gobiidae
Source: the annotation of a GenBank genome assembly